ACGGAUGACGCUCCGCCACAAGGUAAACGGCUCGAAGCUGCUCGACGAACCGAGAGAGUCCGGACGGUUCGGACACGGUUCGUGAACGUGUUUAUGCUCUCGGGCACGCGCAUGACGCCUUUACGUGGCACGCUUUGUUUUUGUUGACGUGGAGAAGGAAGAAGGGGUAACUAUUUUAACGCGCGAAAAACCGACCGAGUCGUCUUCUUUUUUUUAGCAACGUGACGUCACAUCCCGCCAAAAAACGUUUUGUUGUUGUGGCAGCUGACCGGACAUCACGGAGGACCAGUGAACACGGGCGCGCGCACACACUCACGCGCCGUGUUCCCUCGUGAAGAAGCGGGAGAAGAAACACUCGCGCACGCGGGAUCAAGCUCGCGCCACCGGGGAUAUCCGGGGUUUGCACGCGCAACAACAACAGCUCCGGUUGGGACCAUGGCGGAGAUGGACAGCUCUGAGGUGGAGGACCAGUCGGGUCCGAACAAGAGCAGCUCCAACGCAUCAGGUGGCAUCCUGGAGGGGAAGCGGGCGAAGAAGUCGGUGGAGCGGUUCGACUUUCAGGCCCCGAAGCAGAAGGAGAAGCUCAAGUUUGGAGACGGGAGCGGAGACAAGCUGGGGGACAUUCCUCGUACCGGACACCAGAUCACCAGGAUGAAGGCAGCCGACCUGAAACCGCUUCACUUCAUCCUGUUCGACCGGCCGGGGAAGAUGGCGUCCCUGAAGAAGAACCUGCGUCUCUUUAACGGCUUCCCCUUCGACGCCGCCAGCGGGCAGUUCUCCAAGAAGCGAGAGAAGCUCCUGAAGAACUCCAACUUCACCAACAGAAAGCUGAAGGUGGUGUGCAGCGUUCUGGACCUGGAGAAGAAGGGGACGCACCCGGACCUGGUGGACCGCAUCCUCCUCUUCCUCAUCGCGCCCAAGAACAGCGGCAAGCGUCUCCCCGUAAAGAAGAAGAGGAAGUCGAAGAAGAAGCUGUCCGGUGAAGACUCAAAGUCCAGCUCCAAGAAGAAGAGCAGACCCUCCUCUUCCUCCUCCAGCCCCAAGAAGUCCAAACCGGGGAGCAAGUCCAAGGCCAUCGUCAUGGAGACCAGCAGCGAUGAGGAGGAGGAGAAGGAGAAGGCCGAGGCCGAGGAGGGAUCGGAUACAGAGGACAAGCAGUCGGAAAAAGAGGAAGACCAGUCCGACAAAUCAGAAGAGUCUUCAGAGGAAGAGGAGGAAGAGGAGCAGGAGGAGCCUCCCAAAUCCAAGUCUGUUCGGGGGAAGUCGGCGUCCAAGAAAACGGCGCCGGUGAAAAGACAGAGGACACCAACGAAGAAGAGCGGUCCUCCCAAGAAGAGGACAAAGAAAGAAGUUUAAGAAGAGUCGGAGUCUGACGCCAACGAGAAGCCCUCACAGAAGAAGUGGGUCAAACCGACCCCCAACACCAAGAAGGCCGACAGCAGCAGUAACAGCAAACGCAACACCAACACAGCGGAGGACGACAGCUCUGACGACGACGCGCCGCUCAUCAAGAUGGUGAAGAAGACUCCGAGUGAAGAGCAGCUGAGGGACACGGUGAAGAAGCUGCUGGAGGAGGCGGACCUGGAGGAGAUGACCAUGAAGCAGAUCUGUCAGAGGGUGUUUGACACGUACCCGAACCACGACCUGAGCAGCAAGAAGGACUUCAUCAAACAGACCGUCAAAUCUCUCAUCUCAUGAAGAAGAAUCAACUCGUUUUCAUGAGUUUCAUAAUGAAUUAGUUGUUCAUAGUUAUCUAAAUGAUUGUUUUUGUUGUUAUUAAUGUGACUUGUGUUGUUUAAAGUUUCCUGUCACAUUUACGAGGACAAAGACGAGUAAACUUGUAUUUUUCUUCCUGAAGUUUAACAUUUCCAGGUUAAUAUGUAAAUGUUUCUAAUCAGCUAUUUUUGGAUUAACUCAUUUUGUUUUUAUUUUGCUCUUUCAAAAUAAUUUACGAAUUAAAACCUUUUUUAAAUAAAAUGGUGCUGAGUAAUUUUCCUCCCGAUGAAUUAAAAUUGUUUUUUUAUAUAAAAUUGUC
Molecule: messenger RNA, 2035 nt
Organism: Pseudoliparis swirei
Lineage: Eukaryota; Metazoa; Chordata; Actinopteri; Perciformes; Liparidae
Gene: dek
Product: DEK proto-oncogene
Exons: 12
Biological process (GO): regulation of double-strand break repair; chromatin organization
Cellular component (GO): nucleus
Molecular function (GO): histone binding; DNA binding
Source: RefSeq, a predicted model, not a curated record